AUGAUGAGGAACCCGGACCAAUACUUGCACAACUUACAUAAUCUUCCACCCGAAACACAGAGUGUUAUCAGACAAUAUUGUCUGCGAAGGGUACAAGAGAAGCAGAGAAGUGUAAAUGCAGGAAAUGGUGAAGAAGUGGGUUCGACAGGGAGUCAAGUGGGCCGAGAUACCGGCGGAAAGGAACCACUCCAAAGCUUGAGACAAGAUCCUCAACAGGAGUUGCGCAAAGAAAUUGAGAAGAAAAAGCCAUUGAAAGAAGGGAAGCAAGACAAAAAUGCGAACGGGAAGGAUGGAAAACACGAGGGUAACAAGGACCGCAAUUGA
Molecule: messenger RNA, 324 nt
Organism: Rodentolepis nana
Lineage: Eukaryota; Metazoa; Platyhelminthes; Cestoda; Cyclophyllidea; Hymenolepididae
Source: the annotation of a GenBank genome assembly